Molecule: messenger RNA, 562 nt
Organism: Pogonomyrmex barbatus (red harvester ant)
Lineage: Eukaryota; Metazoa; Arthropoda; Insecta; Hymenoptera; Formicidae
Gene: mRpL27
Product: mitochondrial ribosomal protein L27
Biological process (GO): translation
Cellular component (GO): ribosome; mitochondrial large ribosomal subunit
Molecular function (GO): structural constituent of ribosome
Source: RefSeq, a predicted model, not a curated record
AUUUCCAAACCUCACUCUUUUGCUCCAUAAGGUUUCCGAAAUUGAUUCAGAUUAAGUAAGGUUAUAAGAGAAUUUGUUCGAUAUGACACAUUUAUCACAAUUGAUCUCUCUUGGAUUACGAAACGCUCAUCCAUUUCUUUUGGCAUCAUGUGGUCUUGAUAACAUAGCAAAAGUAUGUGUCAGAUAUGCCUCAAAAAAAAGUAGUACAAGUACCAGUAACAGGAGUGGCCAUGCUAGACCAAAACAUAGAGGAUGGAAAGUACAAGAUGGAACUAAUGUACAAGCAGGUACGAUAUUAGUAUUGCAACGAACAACUAGAUUUCAUCCAGGUCUUAAUGUUGGUUUUGGACGAAAUGGAACCUUAUUUGCCAUGGAAGCAGGCAAAGUAAUAGUAACUUGUGAACAAAUUGAUCCCAACUGGGAACAUCCUUGGAUCAAACGAAAUUAUAGUGGCCGUGAAGGUCGAGUUAUAUACAAAAAACAUUUUAAUGUUAUUCCUAUUUCUCAGCAUAAUCGAUUCAAAGUAAUAGAAAGAAUAUAAAUAUAUAUUAUAUAGAACAAA